Molecule: messenger RNA, 1320 nt
Organism: Klebsormidium nitens
Lineage: Eukaryota; Viridiplantae; Streptophyta; Klebsormidiophyceae; Klebsormidiales; Klebsormidiaceae
Source: the annotation of a GenBank genome assembly
AUGGGCGAUGCACCGGGUAUUACGCCCGCGAAUCAGGGACCGGUCUAUGGUCAGACUCAGCCUGAACAAAACCCGUUUUCUGCGGGGGUAAAAACAGCCGCUAGUUCUGCUUGUUCUAAUCUAGAUGUAAAUCCGGAAAUUCUAGCUCAGACGGAAACGUUGACAUUACUUGAGGCGGGAGGACAGGAUGCUCCGGGCCGCGCUGUGAAGGAUGCGGGCACUCACCCGUUAGAACUAGAGGCGGAACGUGCAGGGGAGCAAGUAAUCUAUACAGACCUAGAGACGGAGACAGUGAAUUGCAGCCCAGCACUUCUAUUUGUUAUAGUCGGCCUUCCCCUGGUGCUCUUCUCCGCUUUCGUCACCCACAAGGGACUGGACGAAAUGUUUUCGGGCAGCAAGAAGGUGCCGGUGGGCCCGGUUCUUCUCCCCGACCCCUCUCAUGGCCUGAAUCAAUUCCUGACGCAAAGCAACGCCACCCUGAACCUGACGCUGUGCGUUACGGAUGCGAUGUGUUUCUACGUGGCCUUUCCGGACAGCUGUCCGCAGCUGGGCGACCUGUAUGGCGGCCGCACUCGACCUCCGUCGCCGGAAGUCGUCUAUCGGGAGCCGGGAGCUACUACGGUGGUAAAGUGUCACGCCAAGGCAGGGUAUGACUUCUAUCAAGCGGAAACGUCUGACAACUCUUGCGAAUUCCCGCCCCCUAUUGCGAUAGAGACCAUGCAAGACACAAAGGUACCAAUUUUCGAGUACUGCGCCUGGUUCGCGUUUGGCUUCAUAAGCGAGCUGAUUUGGAACACAAUCGCGACGGCGCUCGUCGGGGGCUUUUAUGAAGGAAUGUUGUGGGCCUGCGCCUCUGCUUUCGUCACCUACAAGGCAAUGGAAGAGAUGUUCCCAGUCCCUAGCAGGGAGCUGCAGUACGUAGGCCCGGUUCAGCUCCCCGACCCCUCCGAGGGCCUCAACCAUUUCCUGACGCAAAGUAACGCUGCCUUGACUCUGACCCUGUGCAUUACGGACGCUAUGGGCUUCUACGUGGGCUUUCCGGACAGCUGUCCGCAGCUGGGCGACCCAUAUGGCGGACGCGUCAGAACGCCCCCGCCGAUAACCUCUAAUGAGGCGAAACCACUUGCAGGAGAUUACUCGUUCUUUGUGACAAUGGCCAUGUGGGCGACCGGAAUUCCGGCUGUGUUCGUUGCCGCUUCUAUGAUCCUACACGGUUGUUUCUAUGCGGAGAAGAAGAUACGCGAUGCGAUCCAAAGGCGUAAGGCGGGCGCUUACAAGCUUGUGCCGAUGGAGGGAGGUUUGGAGCAGCAGCCAGUGUGA